Messenger RNA from Sipha flava (yellow sugarcane aphid), 2095 nucleotides. RefSeq names its product phosphatidylinositol N-acetylglucosaminyltransferase subunit Q (gene PIG-Q). The coding region runs from base 388 to 1914 and encodes 508 amino acids. Gene Ontology annotation, biological process: GPI anchor biosynthetic process. The transcript has 6 exons. NCBI's taxonomy places the organism in Eukaryota, Metazoa, Arthropoda, Insecta, Hemiptera, Aphididae. The record is from RefSeq and is a predicted model, not a curated record. Gene Ontology annotation, cellular component: membrane; endoplasmic reticulum.
CGAUUUCAGUGGCUGUUAGUAAUUGGCAAUAAAUAAUUGCACAAUUGAUACAUAAUCUACGAGAAGAAUCUAUUCUUGUCAUUUGAAUUUAGUUCCGAUUCGAUUUUUCGUCAUAAUUUUGUGAAUAUUGGCCGUUUAAGAUUUAGCUAUAAAAGAAUAUUUCUUCUAUUGUCUAUGGAUUUAACGCUUGAUAAAUAUGAGAUAACAGUCUAUUAAUAGUGAUAAUAAUAUUUAAAAAAAAAAUAAAUAUCAAACUUUCGUCUAGGACUUCUAAUAAUGAAUAACGAGAAUUUAUUCUGUGGACGAGACAAAAACCAUUCGAACCAUGGUUUUGCUUCUUGAUGAAAGAGACGUGUCAAGUGUUUGUCCGUGCGUAGUAGUGAAAUAAUGGAGAAACGAGUGAUAUUAUUCCCUAAACCGUUGUUGGAAACUAGUGACAUCACGGUUGAACUAUUAGGAUUUGACAAGCUUAUAGAGAACGUGAGGUACUACUUUAUACUUCCAAAUUAUUUAGAGAAUGUGAACAAUGAAGAAUGUGAAAUGCAGACGAUUGGCCACUUUACAAGAACUAAUUGUCAGACCUGUGUUGAACACAAAGAGCCAAAUGUUUUGUGUAUAACUAAAAUCAAUGGGAAUCUAAACGCUAGUUUAUUUCCUGGACUGCUUGAAAAUGUUGUGCUUGUCAUCUACGAACCCUCAAGGUUGUACGACUAUGGGACUUUUCUCACGUACGAAGGUGAUUCACAAUUUAUUUGUUUCACAAUUCUGGCCAAAUGGUUGUGCAGUAUUAAAGAUGAGCAGGAACACAAUCAUGUAUCAAAAAUCAUAGUGUUUCAAAGGUUCAUCAAGUAUUUAUUGAUCAUACUUAAUGUACUUAUCAACAGUUUUGAAACAGAUGUUAUGCAGUUGACAUUAUUAAGACUGAUGUUUUUCAAGCAUAUACUAGGUGUUCUCAAGAACUAUCUGUGGAUCAUAGAGAGUCUUGUACAUAAUAAACAUACUUUGUCGAAAGCAAAAGCAAUUAAUUAUUUAAUGUCAUGUAUUUGUGAUGCUCUUUUUGGAAUAACCUUUCUGUACUUACUCAAUAUUACUUUUGUGUCUUCCAAUGAACUGUUUUCUUAUAUUUCAAGUAUUUCACAUGAAGUGAUCAAAGUGCUCCAGGGCAUAUUGCAAUGGCUUAUGGGAAGUCCAGCUGGUUUAAAACUUAAUGACCCUUUGAACAGUUUGCUUGGAACAUGUUUUUUAUAUUUAGUCAACCUUUGGUGGUCAUUUUUAGUAAUUUGCCGUCCAUUUUUAGAAUUAACAUUCCAAGUUUAUGUGUUCAUUGGAGUAUUUGGAUUAUCGUACCAAAUAGCAAUUUUAGAAGAUGUAUUGAUGGUAGUCAGUUUUCAUGUUCAUUGUAUUUACACAUAUGCAGCAUGGUUGUACAAUUUACAACGUACGAGUCUUUUAAUACUCGCAAAACUUUUCAUUGGACGAAGUUGUAAUCCACAACCAGGUAGAAGUAUGUCGUAUACCACGCAACAAUUGUACGUCGGAACUAUGUCGUUCGCAAUAUUAUUGUUCCUGUUGCCGACCACUUUGAUUUAUUAUAUCGUGUUUGUAGUAAUGCGAAUAAUAAUUGUCAUGACCAGAGGAAUAUUAAUCCGACUUAGAUAUGUGUUACAAAUUCUUCCUGUGUACACAACUUUGAUGUGGUUUGUCAAAUCGUGCAGUUCCAGCGGUAUAAUAAAAAUGAACAUUGUUAGCAAUACAAACUCUAACACUGUCGUGUUGAAUAUGACUGUUGUGGCUGAUUCGUGGUGGGCCACAAUUAAGCAUUAUCUCCCGGAUUCAGUAAAACGACCAUCAACAGUGUCUUGGCUGGCAUUAACAAAACGUAUGUGUACUGGAAAAAUAAUUAAUCCCAUUUAGAUCACACGCGUACAUAUUUAAUUUUCAAAUAAAAAUUAUGAAUCAUUGCAUACAAAUUGAUCAUCAAACAAAUUUUUAUUGUUCUCGAUAUUGAUAAGAAUCAAAGUUAGUAUUUGUAUUUGAUUUCCUUAAUUGUCAAUAUUAUGUGCUAAAUAAAUUGAUUCCAUUCAUUAACAUAUAA